This is a messenger RNA of Trichosurus vulpecula (common brushtail), 2531 nucleotides long. It is a transcript of the gene HMBOX1, whose product is annotated as homeobox containing 1. Gene Ontology annotation, cellular component: nucleus. Lineage: Eukaryota; Metazoa; Chordata; Mammalia; Diprotodontia; Phalangeridae. Gene Ontology annotation, biological process: positive regulation of DNA-templated transcription. Gene Ontology annotation, molecular function: double-stranded telomeric DNA binding. The transcript is spliced from 10 exons. The coding region runs from base 369 to 1628 and encodes 419 amino acids. The record is from RefSeq and is a predicted model, not a curated record.
AGAGCCGCCCGGCGGCAGCAGGUGGGAGCGGGGCUGUUGAUAUCAAUAUGGCGGUUGUCAGCCAGACAAAGACAGUCAGUCUGAUGUGAUUGAGACAAGGGAGGUUUUCAGGGGGAGACUGGGAGAUAGGGGCCUCCCCUCCCCCUUCCCCUCCUCCCACGCCGGCCUCCACCCCCUUCCCCAGCCCCCCUCCCGACGGGGACCCCGUGCGGAAGACACCCCUCCCCCCUACCUCAGCCCUUCUUCUUGGGACGUUGGGGAGGGGGUUGCCCGCGAGGCGGAGAGAGAACUCAGCCAGGCUCCUGAGAAUGGUAAAUAACGCUGACAGACUUCAAGAAGCAUUUUGACUUCCCCUCCUCAUGUAAAGUAUGCUCAGUUCCUUUCCAGUGGUUUUGCUGGAAACCAUGUCUCACUACACAGAUGAACCCAGAUUUACUAUAGAGCAAAUAGACCUGCUUCAGCGCCUUCGACGUACUGGAAUGACCAAACAUGAAAUUCUCCAUGCUUUGGAAACUUUGGAUCGUCUUGAUCAAGAGCAUAAUGACAAAUUCGGGAGAAGGCCCAGCUAUGGAGGUGGUUCCUAUGGAAAUAGUACCAACAAUGUCCCAGCAUCUUCCUCUACAGCUACAGCUUCCACACAAACCCAACAUUCGGGGAUGUCCCCAUCACCCAGCAACAGUUAUGACACUUCCCCACAACCUUGUACUACUAAUCAAAACGGGAGGGAAAGUAAUGAAAGGUUGUCUACUUCGAAUGGAAAGAUGUCUCCCACUCGUUAUCAUGCAAACAGCAUGGGUCAAAGAUCAUACAGUUUUGAAGCCUCAGAAGAGGACCUAGACGUAGAUGAUAAAGUGGAGGAAUUAAUGAGGCGGGACAGUAGUGUGAUAAAAGAGGAAAUCAAAGCUUUUCUUGCCAAUCGGAGGAUUUCCCAAGCAGUUGUUGCACAGGUAACAGGUAUCAGUCAAAGCCGGAUUUCCCAUUGGCUGUUGCAGCAGGGGUCAGACUUGAGUGAACAGAAGAAAAGGGCAUUUUAUCGAUGGUACCAGCUUGAGAAGACAAACCCUGGUGCUACUCUAAGUAUGAGACCUGCUCCCAUUCCAGUAGAAGACCCAGAAUGGAGACAGACACCUCCCCCAGUCACUGCAACAUCUGGUACCUUCAGACUACGGCGAGGUAGCCGAUUUACUUGGAGAAAAGAGUGCCUGGCUGUCAUGGAAAGUUACUUCAAUGAGAAUCAGUAUCCUGAUGAGGCAAAGAGAGAAGAAAUUGCCAAUGCCUGCAAUGCUGUCAUACAGAAGCCAGGCAAAAAGCUUUCUGAUCUGGAACGAGUUACUUCCCUAAAAGUCUACAACUGGUUUGCCAACAGAAGGAAGGAGAUCAAGAGGAGAGCCAAUAUCGCAGCAAUCCUGGAGAGUCAUGGGAUAGAUGUACAGAGUCCAGGAGGCCACUCCAACAGCGACGAUGUAGAUGGAAACGACUACUCAGAGCAGGAUGACAGCACUAGCCAUAGUGACCACCAAGACCCCAUCUCGUUGGCUGUGGAAAUGGCAGCAGUCAACCACACCAUAUUGGCCCUGGCCCGACAAGGAGCCAGUGAGAUCAAGACAGAGGCCCUGGAUGAUGACUGACCGACAGAGGGAGGGUCAGACACAAGAAGUUAGCUUAGUUUUAGACGUAGCACCUUAGCAGACUUUCCUCGGUCCUUAAUAUGUGUUCUUACAGUAUAACUUUGCAGUUUCUUGUAUGUCAGUUAGCUGUUAGGGUCUUGUUCUGUGAAGAUGGCAUGGUGCCCUCAGCCUUUGCAUAUACUCUCUCAGUAUUAAUUCCCAGUAAAUAAUAACCAAUCAAUCAACCAACCAAACUUCCCUCUCCCAGCCCCUGUGGCUCGAAAAUCUUGCUGCUCUGUUCUGUCUUAGCAUUCCAAGAAAGUGCUUCCAGGUAUUUUAGAUAGGCCUUGAUUUUCAGAUACUAGACUACAUGUAAAAUCUCGGAUAACCUUAGGUAUCAUGUCACACUAGUCUAUCUACCCUUCCUUCCUUCUCUAAGACUGAAAGGAUGCAAGCUGAGGUAGUAUGGCACAGGAUUGACAGACACCAUUUGGGAGUAUCCGCAAAGAGUGAAAAGAACACUACAAUCCCCACCUUCAUGUGAGAAUAAUGGAUUUCCAGCUGCAAUAAGCCGUGCCUCAUUAUAGUCACACUGUGGCUAGAUUAUACUUCUCUGGGUGCUGUGCUAAGAAUGUCAAUGGGAAAACAUAUUCGCAGAUUUUGGUUGAUGUUAACAUGCCCAACACAGACAUCCUCUCCUAUCACAAGCUGUGUGACUUAGUGGAUAAAAUACUGCCUUCUGCCUUUGGGACCAUGUUAAAAGCCCAGCCUGAGAGCGUUGGGGAAAAAGAGCUGAAUGUCUAAUGGAGGCUAAGUUUACUUCUUAGAACCACUAUACAUUAUGGGCACAGCUACUAGUGCCUGACCGGAAAAGAUCCAGGAUUCACCAUCAAAGUUGCAUUACCCUUCCCUUGCCACCAAAAA